Molecule: messenger RNA, 2064 nt
Organism: Bactrocera dorsalis (oriental fruit fly)
Lineage: Eukaryota; Metazoa; Arthropoda; Insecta; Diptera; Tephritidae
Product: apyrase
Exons: 9
Coding region: 257-1894 (545 amino acids)
Biological process (GO): AMP catabolic process
Cellular component (GO): plasma membrane
Molecular function (GO): metal ion binding; nucleotide binding; 5'-nucleotidase activity
Source: RefSeq, a predicted model, not a curated record
AUGCGAUGCGAUCUCAGCUGUUGUAUUCAGAUAACUUAUCAAUGCAUUCUUGUUAGUGGCCUGUAGAAAUAUGAAUUGGUGUGCAAUCAGUGAUCUCUAAUAUUAAAAAUAAACAGUUUUUUUUUUUUAAAUAAGUGGUGGUUUAAAUUCUAAUAAUUAUUUAGAGGUAAAUUAUGCACUAAUACAAACAGGCUGUCAGUUUCCAUUGAGGCGGUGUGUUGACCUAUCGAAUUCGCGGAGUAUUUUGCAGUGUAAUAUGAAGUUGUUGACGAUAAUCACACUGUUCGUGCCACUCAUUAGUGCCGAUAUAUUCCCGUUAUCCAUUAUCCACAUUAAUGAUUUUCACGCAAGAUUCGAGCCUACGGAUACAUCAGGCGGCACGUGUGAUGCUGGCGAAGAAUGCAUCGGCGGCUUGGCGCGAACCAUUUACACUGUAAAGCGAUUACUCGAAGAACAAAAGGACCAAAAUCCGGUUUACUUCAAUGCAGGCGACAGUUUUCAGGGCACACUUUGGUACAAUAUCGGGCGUUGGAAUGUGACAAGCCAGUUUCUGAAUAUGCUUCCCGCAGAUGCUAUGACACUCGGCAAUCAUGAGUUUGAUCAUGGCAUUGAGGGUGUUGUGCCAUUUCUGGAGAGCAUCAAUUCACCUAUGUUGGUAGCAAAUAUGGAUGCAAGAGAUGAACCGGAUAUGCAGGGCAAAUACCAAAAAUCGAUAAUAAUCGAACGUAGUAACAGGAAAAUCGGUGUCAUCGGCGUUAUUCUCGAAACCACCUAUGAUUUAGCCAAUACUGGUAAUUUGAUCUUCCAAAAUGAAAGCACUGCCAUACGUGAGGAAGCUCAAAAGCUGAGAGAACAGGGUGCUAAUAUAAUUAUUGCCAUUACGCAUUGCGGCUAUGAUGUGGAUAAAUUAAUUGCACAGCAUGCCGCUGAUGAUGUCGAUGUUAUAGUGGGAUCCCACUCGCAUACUUUCCUAUAUACGGGCGAUAAAUUACCCGGUCCAGACACGCCAUAUGGUCCGUAUCCCACCGAAGUUGUGCACGAAAAUGGUCAUCGCAUUUUGAUUGUUCAAGCGGCAGCUUAUGCGAAAUAUGUUGGAAAUAUAACAGUAUACUUCGAUGAUGAUGGCAACGUGGUCGACUACUCGGGUGCACCGAUUUAUAUGGGAUCCAGUGUGCCAGAGGACCCAGAAACUGCGGCUGCAAUUGUACCUAUUAAAGAGGAGAUGGAUAAGGUAGGGGCAGUUGUUCAGGGUGAGACUAAAGUGGAGUUGAGAAAAUCAACCUGUAGCAGUGAUGAGUGCAAUUUGGGAAACUUCUUUUGUGAUGCUAUGAUACACGCUUUCACUGGCUUAACACCGUAUUCGGAGGGAUUGUGGUCUAACGUUUCCAUUGGAAUUGUAAAUACCGGUGCACUGCGUGUACCCUUGUCCCCAGGAAAUAUUACUUAUUCGCACAUAGUGACGAUGUCACCGUUUGAAAACAAACUCACUGCAUUCAACAUACCUGGUCAUAAGCUAAUAGAAGCAUUGGAAUACAGUGUUAGUCCCAUUGAUUUGGAUAGUGGAGUUACCAGCUCCUACAGAUUUAUUCAAGUAUCUGGCCUUAAGAUAACCUACAAUUAUGCUAACCCAACCGGAGAAAGAGUGGUCGAUAUUAAAGUUCGUUGCUCCGAGUGUGAUAUACCUGUUUACGAGGAUUUCGAUUCUACAAAAAUUUAUCGUGUUGUCGCACCAGAUUUUCUAGCAGAAGGAGGCGAUGGUUUCGCAAUGUUAAGAGAUUAUGGCUAUGAUUUUCAAAAAGAGAUGUCCGACUUGGAUGCUCUGCUUUCAUACACAACUCAAGUAACUCCAAUUUUCAUCGGAAAGGAAAAACGUAUUACUGUACUACGGAAGUAAUGUAAAUGCUAAAUUCUUACUGUUGAUGGAGCAAAUUUGAUAUUGAAAUUAAAAUAAUAACAAAUAAACAACAUAAAUGUUAAAUUAAUAAAAAACAUUAAUUGUUAAUUUGAGCUUUACUUUUGAUCAUAACCGAUACUAAUAAAUAUUAAAUUAUGUAUAAAACUAUA